CGACUGGGAUGGACGCAACCUGCCGGAAGACAAUCUGUUUCGACCAGUUUUGUCCGACGGGGACAAUCGGAUCCUGAGAUACAUUACAGAGCCUCUUCCAAGAUCUCUCCACCGGACAAGCUCCCUCAUCAGACCAUCGACGCAUAGACGCCGACUCAUACCGGAUAAGGCUACAACACCCCACAGACGUUCACGACCGACGAGCAAAAUGUGCGAUUACACCAAAGUCGAAUACGCCUGCGGUCAUCUGAGAUACACCGUGCGCGCCUGGUGCAUCAAGUAUCAAGAGACCCAUAAGCGGUGUCCGGCAAACGUUGUUGCCAUCGAAUACAGGCUUGACGAGAAGUGCGGCGACUGCAGAGAGAACACCUCGCCAAUGUACACGCUGAAGAAGAAGGCCUCAGUGCUCCCCAAGAAGGAAAAUUCGUCGUCGUCCAGGAAGUGAUUGCGGCGAUGGACUUUGUGCUUGUUUGUUGGAUGGUAGUGCGAAAUGGCAUCAAACCAGUGACCACUUG
Molecule: messenger RNA, 515 nt
Organism: Pseudocercospora fijiensis CIRAD86
Lineage: Eukaryota; Fungi; Ascomycota; Dothideomycetes; Mycosphaerellales; Mycosphaerellaceae
Exons: 3
Coding region: 209-445 (78 amino acids)
Source: RefSeq, a predicted model, not a curated record